AUGACUCAAUUAGAUCCAGAACCACAUAGAUUGGAUUUGAAUAGAAGGAUAUCAACUGAUAUACUGAAAAUACGAAAGUCAAUCAAGUCCCUUUCCAAAGAAGAUGUGGAUGAUUUAUUAAAUCAUAUACGGCUAUUGGUUGAUCAAUCUCCAGGAAUUGAAGACAAAGAUGUAAUAGAAUUAGUAGAUAUACUAAUGAAUACCAAUAAUGACAAAGGGUUACUAUCAUCGCAAAAACGAUAUGUUUUUGACUAUUUACUCAUCCCAAGCAAGACCUGUCUCUUACCAUCAAGUAUUAUCUACAAAGCUCUUGCUAAUCUAGGUGUUUCUAAGACAUCUUCGAAGAAACAGACACAACUCCCACAGAGCUUACAAUUACAACUAUUGCAGUGGAUAAUCAAAUUUAUAAAUAAUUUUGGAAAAGAUGUAUAUCAUGAAUUGAACAGAAUGUUACCGAUAAUAUUUAACUACCUAUCGUAUGAAUAUCUAAGACCAUAUAUUGCAAGCUUGAUUUGUAUGACUUUGAUAAAGUAUUCAAGCUCAACAAAGACAUAUUACAAUAAGACGAUAUAUCGAAAGUCUACUCCAAUAAAACGUUGGUAUAUUGAUACAGUGAUUGACUUAUACUAUAGGUUUCCAACUGACGAAUACAUAAAGGGACUAUUGUCAGUUUUUAAGCAAGUAGACAGAAGUCUUGAUUAUAGUGAUUACGACAGUAAUAUCUCCAGAGACAUAAACAAUUUGAGUAAUUCUUCGUUCGUCUAUUCAAUUGAAGCCAAUCCUGGUAUCACAGUUCAUUCCAACAAACGUCGUAAAAUAAAUGGAAGCGAUAUAGACAUUUAUUCUGGUGAUUUCCUAUCAAACAACCGAAUAGAGGAUAUUAAAUCGGUUGAUAAUUUGAUUGAGAAUUUGCAUAAUAUAAAGUACAUUGAUAUUGACACACAGAUUCUUGAAUCAGACAAUGCAUCUUAUGGAAGACUUUUUAUUUUGUUGCAUUCUCUAUUGGAUUCAGACUCCAUGCCGUUGAAAAAACUCGAUUAUUCGACCAGUUUAAAUCUCUCGAACAACAAUUCACCCAAAAUCGAAAUUCAGAAAGUCAUUGCUGGUAUUAGAGAAUUCAUAGAUUUUUGUCCAAGUUUAAUUUCACUUCCUGCUGUUAAACAAGUUAUUAUGAAAGGCUUAGGUAACAGCUAUACUAUUCCAACAGAGCUUUUGUCAUUUGUUAGUGUUGAUGGCAGUACGAGUGUCAAGGAAGAUAUUAUUGUACCACUAUUUGACUCAUGUCAAAUGAAAGAUGUCCUUGAGGUUACCUUUUAUGUUGUUCAACUUUUGAAAUAUACAAGUCGCAAAGUAAACAAAGAAUCAAAUGAUGUCCAAAGGCGAUUUUACACAAACUUCAAUAUUAGCAUUAUCUAUAUGAUAGAAUAUUUGCACGAGUUACCAUUGACUCUCACUAGUUUAUUCGCUGUUAAUUAUAUUAUACUGUGUAUAAAAGCUAUACCGAUGGAUAUAUUAAACGAAUUCUUCGAAGAUAGUUGUAUAAUAUUACCACCAAAAUUAGUAUAUCUGAUGAUACUAUACGGCGAUCCUUAUAUAUUUUCAGAAAUUUGCGGUUAUAUUGCUUUUACAAAAAAUUAUGAAUUCAAAAAUGAUCUGUAUAAACUAUUGCAGAACUGUUAUAUAAUGGAUCUAGUCAAUCUUGUUUGGAGAGAUAAAGCAUUUAGUUACGAUGUUUCGGCGACAUCACCGAAUAAGGCACUUUUAUUAAAUGCCAAAUUGAUUGAUGGUUUUAGCUCUUUACCAUUGUUUGCCUCAUUCAAUAUUAACUCCAUUGGAGGAAUUUAUUUUAACUCGGCAUGGUCUUAUAUAUCAGCCCAAAUUGUAUGGAAGUUUGAAGAUUCAGAUUCGAGAGUCACAACAAGACAUGAGGGCCCAGUUAGGCCAGAAAGUGUUGCCAACUUAGUCGAAGAUAAUGAUUUAAACUGGCUUCCUUUUGGAUAUGAUGAAUUAAAGCUAAAAACAUUAAAUGAAUUCGAUAACUUAGGAUUCACUGGGGUAUGUGAUUUACUCUUUAAUUCAUUAAAGACACUAAUGCAACACAGACAAAUUUCGCAACAAAAUUAA
Scheffersomyces coipomensis is the source of this 2124-nucleotide messenger RNA. RefSeq lists its product as uncharacterized. The record is from RefSeq and is a predicted model, not a curated record. Gene Ontology annotation, biological process: CENP-A containing chromatin assembly; mitotic sister chromatid segregation. Gene Ontology annotation, cellular component: inner kinetochore. The coding region runs from base 1 to 2124 and encodes 707 amino acids. The transcript has a single exon. Lineage: Eukaryota; Fungi; Ascomycota; Pichiomycetes; Serinales; Debaryomycetaceae.